CCGUACACACGCUUAUAUAUUAAGGAUGCAGCAUUUGUGAUAUUCAAACUUUUAAUAGUGUUUUGAUAAGUGAAAUGUUAAACAUGUGUCCAAAGAUAUGCUUAUUAACAAUAGCGAUGCUAGUAACCGAAAUAAAAGGGGUGAUUUAUUUUCUAAAUGACACUGAGUAUAACCGUAUGCCUCCUGUUUAUAAACUUGAUGAUUACAAAACCUGUCUUGAAAAGCCAACCGAUGUUUAUUGUAACGUGGAUUUCAAUUUGAUUUCCGACACAGAAAAUGAACGGCUAACAAUGAUUCACGAAUAUUCGGAACACACAUGCACACAUUACAAUCAUUCCCAACUGAAUCACGGUAUCUGCUAUACUCAGCGAUGCCAAAAUUACAUAGACCAUACGAAGAUGAAGACAUCAAUUGAAAAAUGCCUUAAUGAUACGUUUAUGAAGGAAUAUGGUUUGAGUACUCAAGUGACAAGAUUCAAUUGUCACGGUCUAUCUGACACUAAGCGAGAGCUUGACAAAUCCGAUAUAGCAGUCGCUAUCCUUCUAUUGACGAUUGUCUUGUUAAACGUUGCUGGAACUAUCUAUGAUUACAACAGAAAAGAAAAUAUAAAAGAAAAAAAAUAUCUUCUUUGUUUCUCAAUUGCACGAAACUGGAAGAAGCUUACAUCUUAUAAUUCAAAUGCAGAAAGUCAAAUAGAAUACCUUAAGGGACUAAAUGGAAUUCGAUGUAUCAUUCUCGUCGGUGUGAUAAUGGUUCAUAACACGUGGCCAUACAUGCGAGCAGGAGAAAAUCUUCAUGUUUUGGAACUAUCAUUUUAUAAAGUACGACAGAAUAUAUUGAUGACUGGAUCACUUGGAAUUCAGAUAAAUUUUCUUAUUUCGGGAUUUCUGUUGGCACACAAUACCGAGAUGUAUAUGGAAAAUAAUAGCAUUAACUGGUACUCCAUCCCUAAAAGUAUUAUAUCGCGAUUUUUCAGAAUAACACCAGUUUAUGCCGUGGUUAUAGCAGUAAGUGCUACUUGGAUAAAAUAUUUAGGACCUGGGCCACUGUGGCAGGAUACUGGGAAUGUGCUGUACUCUCACUGUAGGAGUGGAUGGUGGCGCAAUCUACUGUACAUAAACAACUACAAAUAUAACUCCCAAUGCUUACCGCACUCUUGGUAUCUUGGAGCGGAUAUGCAAUUGUAUUGCUUGGGAAUAAUUCUAUGCGUGAUUUUGAAGAAGAAAAGUCUGAGGAAACCUGUGUUGGCUGGUGUUUUAUUAUUAGGGAUUGCUGCGAUAGCUAUUCACACUUACGUUCGUGAUUUAGAUCCAAUAUUAAUUUUGUCUCCGGGAGAAGUUAAGACGCUGUUUUGGACCGCUCCCACUUUCAACGAGACGUAUAAAAUGGGCCACGCUAAUAUACCCAGCUUUAUCAUUGGUAUGAUGCUUGGUUACUACGUAUAUGAAAAACGAAAAACCGGAUUACAAGUACCAAAGAGUAGAGGGCUAAGAUAUAUUUACUGGGCGCUAGUACCCCUGGCAAUGGCUGUCAUGUUCUCAGGAGAGCUGUUCUAUCGUGAUGCGCCCCGCGAUCCACUUUCAGUCCGCGUCGCGUAUGCGGCUCUAAUCAAACCCAUAUUCUCAUCCCUGAUAGCCAUGCUUUUAUUAGGAAUGAUAUUUAAAAUAGAAAAUGUUUUUCGGAGAGUAUUAGAAUGGGACAUGUGGAUAAUACCAAGCCGUCUGUCUUAUUCCGUCUAUAUAAAUCACAUGGUAUUAAUAAGACUGUAUAUAGGAUUGAGCCAUUCUUUAUUUUUUGUUUCCCAUACGAACAUGAAUUUGUUGACUGUUGGCGUGACGUUAGUAUCAUUAAUCGUCGCCGUUCCACUGUGUUUGCUGAUUGAGAUUCCAUUUCUCCAAGUCUUCAAAUGUUACAUGAUUGGAAAUAAUAAGAAAAAAGAAAUUGAAAAAUCAUUGUAAAGAAAUAAUAAUAAUAAUAUCUUUGACAAAAAGCUAAAGCAAAAGACUAAGAUGAAAUUGCAUAUUUGUUUGAUACAAAGUACAUUAUUGUUAUAACGAACAUAGCUAUAUGAUAGUAGAAUAUUAAUUUAGUUCAAGUAAUUUUUACUGAAUUUUAUAUUGAUUUCGUAAUAAUUACUUUUUUGUUUGUUUAUUUUAAUUGAUUGAGAUGUAUUAUUUAAUAAUAAUAAUUUUAGAUUGUUUAGCGACAAACA
This is a messenger RNA of Danaus plexippus (monarch butterfly), 2212 nucleotides long. RefSeq names its product O-acyltransferase like protein-like. The transcript has 13 exons. Gene Ontology annotation, molecular function: acyltransferase activity, transferring groups other than amino-acyl groups. Lineage: Eukaryota; Metazoa; Arthropoda; Insecta; Lepidoptera; Nymphalidae. The record is from RefSeq and is a predicted model, not a curated record. The coding region runs from base 75 to 1958 and encodes 627 amino acids.